Physcomitrium patens is the source of this 3516-nucleotide messenger RNA. The record is from RefSeq and is a predicted model, not a curated record. Lineage: Eukaryota; Viridiplantae; Streptophyta; Bryopsida; Funariales; Funariaceae.
AAAAGCUUUCAUCAAAAGUGAACCAAAACUCAAAUUAACUCACAUAUCAACUGCGACAUCCAAGAGGGAAAGCAUGCGUGAACAAUUCAGAGAGAAGCCUAACGAAUCGGGUCACAAUCGGGUCCCUGCGAGACACGAGCUGUGAGGGGCGAUGGGCGUUGGAUUUUGCGAGGUGCAUGUCUGGUAGUGCGGUGAAGCGCACAGGCUGGUGGUGCGGCGAAAUAUGAUAAGCAAAUUCUUGUUGUCUUUCUGUGGACCCGUGAUAUCCCCUAGUGAACAUUGUCUUAUUGGUGAAUCAACAAGCUAUAUGAUAAGCAUAUUUCAUUGUCUUACGAUGAUCCCAGUGAGGCUCGAUCGACACAUCUUGGGUCCAUGGAUCCUUUGCUUUUAGCAUCAGCUGGAGCACCGUGAGUGAUUCUUUUAGCUACUCACUUCAAAUUCUUCAAGCUUAAUUCCCACGCAAUAAGGGCACCCCAGUCAUGGCCAACGACGAACACGCGCUCUUCCUUCAGAUCGUCCAGGAGGCCAAUCAAGUCGCCCACGACAUGCAAUGUAGUGUAGAGCCCGAUGUCUGUCGGGCCCUUAGACUCGCAUUCCCUUGCAAAUCCGGUGCCACGACAUGACAUCCAGCCUCUACCAACGGAGGGAUCUGAUAGCGCCAGCCAUACCAAAUUUCAGGAAAUCCGUGCAGGAGUGGCACCGGUGGCCCCGUGCCCUGCUCGACGAAGUGCAGAUCAAUACCAUUUGUUUUCAUCGUUUGGUGCGUCAGCUUCGACAUCCAUGCCGGUGUCUCCCUGGCUUCUCCUUCACAACUCUUCAGCUGGAUCAAUGCGAGCGACGCCAUGCCGCAACUCUUCACCCCUCCUUAUGUGCAAAUGUGGCGUCUAAUCAUUUAUGUGCAAAUGCAUCGGCUUAUAUAAAUUUCCAGCGCCUUGGAAGCAGACCAUGCGAGUUCCUGGAGUCCUUGGGGCACCCAUCUCGACUGUCCGUUUGACUUAGGUUUGUCCUUUCGUCAUGUGCACUGUUUCUGGCUUUUUCAUAGUACCAAAAAUAGGUCGAAUGUGAAGUAUUAUGCUCAGAUAAGACUUUUCUGAUGUUUGUAUGUUAUCAUUCUCCUAUCAACGUCGAGAUGAGGGCCAAACAAUUCAACUUCAAAUCCGUUCAGAGUAGGGAGGUGCGAGUAGUCACUUGAAAUAUUCAUUUCACGUACUGUAAAUAUAGUUAAUGGCGUGAGUGAGAAUUUGGGUUAUCGAGAUGUGUUCUUGUUUUUUUAUGAAAUCCUCUUUUUAGUGUUGCAAUUUGAGUCACUUCUUGGCUGAAACUAAUUCAAUAUCAGAAAUGAAGUAUGGAUAAGAAAUCAGUUUAUAUGCAUGUAAUUCGUAGAAAACCUGUGUACAACCUGUGUAUAACGAAGGCAUUCUCGAAGUCUUCUCAAAGCAGCUUUGCAUCAAUCAUUCAUAUAAUCUAAGUGAGUUGCAACUAUUUCUAGUCAAUUCUAUUGUUUUGUUCGAUACAGGCUGGUGUAGAGCUAGCUCAUGCCUUGAUCUUUGCCUGCUCAUUCAUGUAUUUCUUUGCAAGAUAACAGCAGAUAUUUUUUUUGACAAAUAUACGUCGUUUGAAGACACAGAAUAGUACGCAACGUGAUGGGUGAUAUGUAGUGAAAUGUUGCGUUACUGUGGAGGUUUCUGAAGUUUUGCAAUAACAGUGUCAAGUGAAAUGGUUUAUAUGCAGGCUGCAGGAUUCUGAGUUUCUGUAACUUACGUGGUGGUGCAUGCAGAAGUCACGACUAAACACCGUUGUCCAAUCAAUUGUAUUGAAGAGAACUGCAUGAAGAGGAUCAAUGCGGGGACGGCACCGCAUCAGUAUCACCCUGUGGGAAUUGUGAAGAAGGCCAGCUGCCCUGGAAAGUUGGCUGACAUGAAGGGGAAGCGAUCGUGCCUCAGUCGGUACGGGAGGAGCGUGGGGUGGACUGUGCCGAUUGCGACGAUGAUCGAUGCGAACCUGAUCUCCACGGUGUCGAGAACGCCCCAGAUCAAUGACAUUGAGUUGGUGAUGGCGUUUUUCUCGAAGAAGUGCGCAGCGUUGAACGCCCCCAAGACGAUCAUACGCUCCGGGUGCACGACGAAGGAUGAGUACUAUGACUACCAGGGAGCAUUCAAGGGCGUGAUUGAGGGUGCUUGCGACGUGGGAUUCAUGAAGUUCACCAUUCCGGCGGAGUACGCGCUUGAUGGAAUCAAGGCCCAGAACUGGACUGGGUUGGAGAGGCCAACUUCGAAAGCCCUUUUGUGCAGCUCAGGACCGGCGGUGCGCGGGGAUUUGUCCAGCUUCGCGACGUGCAAUUUCGGAUCGUUAGCUGGUAAUUUAUCCCGAAAAAUAUCCCUGGAAUGCCUCCAACCACACAAUCGGACAAGUGCACGCCGAAUCCAAAUUAUGGGGUGGCAAGCGAAUGGUGGGUUAUGGUUGGUUGUCCGCGGAGCUGGACUUUACGUCAGCGAAGGCACUGGUUCGAUGAAUCUCCAGCCUCUACUACCAUUGAGCAAUUCAUAACUGUGUCAUUGGUAAGCGUGAAGACUAGAAUACUGGUAAAAGGAUACCAUUUUGUUGAGGCAUUUUGCUGAGGACAAGGAUGGAGGAAAAUCCUGAAUCCGUGACAAGGUCGCUGGCAAGAUCGCUGGCAAGAUCGCUGCCAACUUGUAUUCUUUCAAGUGAAUCACAGGGAGAGUAUUUCAAGGCCUGCUACCGUCAAGUACACUCACAAGAAGCAGUCCAGAGGCCAAGGGCAAUUCGCUGAGAUCGAAGUUCGUUUUGAGCCAUUGGAAGCUGGAGGUGGAAUGUGAGGGUGUGGUAUUUUGGAUGAAUUGAAAGGCUGAGUCUUCUGUAUUGUUGACAGUAGGUGGAGGUGGUGACUCCGGAGGAACAUAUGGGUGAUGUUAUUGGUAACCUGAACUCCCGAUGUGGACAAAUUGAGACGCUUGAUGACAAGCCCGGCGGCAUGAAGCUGAUUACUGCUUCUAUGCCGCUGUCGGAGACGUACCUUGCGGGGCAUGACGAAGGGCAGAGCUCAGUACACGAUGCAACUGUCCAAGUUUGACGUUGUACCCACAAACAUCCAGAUGGAAAUCACAGCGAAGAAGAUAGAGACUACAGCUUAGAGUAACUUACGCUAUAAUCUAGAUACUAUCACUUAGAGUAAGAUGAUUGUCAUGUGGAGCCUAUCAUGAAUGAUAUGUCUCGAAGGGCUAAUGCUGUGGUGUAGAAGACAGUUAGUAGAAUGAAUCCUGUAGAUUAUUUUUGUUCCUUUUAUGAGCUCUGUACAGCUCUUCAUGGAACGAUUUUGUAUUUGAUCAUCUAUAUUGCGAGCCUUCUCUAGCUGGCUGCUAAGCAAACACGUCAAAGAUGAUUGCGAAAACGACUUAUUUUUUUCAGUUUUCUGAUAGCUGAAAGCUCACAACAACGUUCUAUAAUUCUCAUUAUCCGAGGUCUCCAAUGUAAAACACAUUCUUAAAAUUCUCUUAA